CUUUAAUCUUCAACUCCAUUGACCGAAGCGGAAUGAAUAGAAUGGCAACUAGAGACGCAGAUGCAUAGACAUAGGAAUAUAGGGACAGAGCAUAGAGUUGCGGGGGGAUAACCAUUGCGGGACGGUGCGACGGGAUAAACUGUGCCUAAAUCUAAUUGGUUGUGCCGUGUGUAAGUAUUUGAUACGUACAUAGAUAUGUAUGAAGUUAUGUGUGAGUGAAAUUAUGAAAAAAAAGACACAUGCAUAACCUCUGCAAAAUAAUACUGUCAGUGCAUAAGAAAAGAUAAAUACAAAUAAUAGAAUGGUGCAGUGUUAUGUUCCAAAGUGUAAGAACAGGUCCGAUAGCCAAAAUUGGAAAAAAACCAGCAAUGUGGACAAAAAUCGAAAAAUUACAUUUCACAGCAUUCCAAAAAAUAAUACAAGCCGCAAUUUGUGGACUGAUAUCUUAAAUCUUCCACCACAUAUUCCAAAUAGUGCACGUAUUUGCUCUGAUCAUUUUUCAAAGGAAUCUUUCAAUCAAACAAAUGGAUUAUUAAUGCGAUUAAGGCCAGAUACUUUGCCAUUGAAUGAAUGUGAAAAACAUAUAGAAAUGGAAAAAAGAGAGAAUGAUUCCUUUGUUGCAUGCUCACAACCAUCAACAACAGAUAAGGAAACAAUGACAUCGAUACAACCAUGUACAACAGAGAAAGCAACAAUGGUAUCAUUUAAAAGAAUUUAUAAUUCUCCAGAAAAAUGUCGACUGAGGAAGCUAUUAAAAUACCAAAAAGAAAAGUACAUGAAAAAAAUACGAAAUUUGCAGCACAUAGUACGUCGACGUAACAAGCAACUUUCAAUACUGAGAGCAUCCAGUUACAAACGACAACGUGGUAGUGUUCCUUGAUCCGUGCUACAUGCUAAAAUUAAUUCAACAAUUUCGAUCUUGCGAGGAAACAGUACAAUUUCUAUCCAUAUUUAACGACCUCUUUGAUAUUUUAAGUUCAAGAAAUAUGUAUCAACUUGGAUUUAAACAAGCUUUAAAUUUAAAAAAUAUAGAAACAAUGAAAAAAAUUCAAUGAAUGUAAAACGUAUAUUUUAUCGUUAAAAAAUAAAAAUGGCGAAGUAAUCAUUACUUCUCGGCGAAAAACAGGAUUUCUCGGAUUCUUAAUUUGCAUUGAAAGUGUAUUAACAUUAUAUGACGAAUUAUGUGCAAAAAAGAAGUUAUUACAAUAUAUACCAUUGUAUAAUAAGCUAAGUCAGGACCAUAUUGAGUUAUUAUUUGGAUGUUUAAGACAUCAUGGAGGAGGAAAUAAUAAUCCUACUGUUAGGCAGUUUAAAGCUGCCAUAAAAAAAAUCUUAAUUCAUGCAGACAUACGUAAUUCUAAUAGUGGAAAUUGUAUUUCCUUAGAGGAAAUAUCAAUUUUACAUGUAACAUCUGCAAACAAAAUUAGACAGUCUGAAGAGAUUAUUAAUUCCACUUUCAAAUUAGCACGAUUAAGCGAUGAAUCGGAAGAAAAUUAUGAUGUUAUGAAUGAUAAUAAUUCAUUAUUCCACGAUCAUACCUACCUGUCAGAUAUUAGACAAAUUACUGAAUUUUCUAAUAAUGAAAUUGAAUAUAUUGCUGGCUACAUUGUCAGGCAAUUAAGAAGUACUUUGCGUUGCGAAAAUUGUAUUACUGCAUUAUUAAAAAAAACGGAUAAAAAUAAUUUAAUAAAUAGAAAAAAUCGUGGAGGAUUAAUUCAACCUUCCGAUGACGUGUUACUGAUUGCUUGGAAAUGUAAAACUGAAAUUCGUUGUGCUCUUCACGAGAGUAAUAUAUUUAUUAUUAUUAAAAAAGAAAUUUCAUGGCCACUAUUUAACAAAUAAAAUUCUAACAAACUUUAUAGAAACCGAUAUUUUUAAUAAUCUAGAAGAGCACGUUUAUGACGAUUCAGUCAUGGAAAACCAUAUUAUUCAUUUAACUCGAACCAUUGUACAGAAAUAUGUUAAGCUUCGAUUGUAUUAUAUUACUUUAAAUAGUAUCGAUAAAGAAAAAGCAGAGUCAACGAAGUUUCUUUAAUAAAAUUAUUUUAUUUAAAGGACAGUAAAUAUUAAUGUAAGUUUAGUAAUAAGU
This is a messenger RNA of Harpegnathos saltator (Jerdon's jumping ant), 2089 nucleotides long. RefSeq lists its product as uncharacterized. Gene Ontology annotation, molecular function: sequence-specific DNA binding. Bases 302 to 880 code for a protein of 192 amino acids. The transcript is spliced from 5 exons. The record is from RefSeq and is a predicted model, not a curated record. Lineage: Eukaryota; Metazoa; Arthropoda; Insecta; Hymenoptera; Formicidae.